AUGAAGAUCAUAAGCCUGGUGUUGACACUUGUCUGUGUCGUCUCAUUCAAGUUCACACACGCUAAAAUAGGUUAUUUCUGGCACAUCACGGACUUUCACUACGACCCAUUGUACACAGCGCAAGGCGAUACUAGAAGACAUUGUCGAAGAGCAGAUGAGCGUGGGAGUUCAGGCCAUCAUCGAGCAUUAGGCCGUCUUGGAGAUUACUCAUGCGACAGUUCGCUAGAACUCAUACAAUCCGCGCUGAGAUACAUGCGCACGCGUCAUUCAGAAAACGUAGAGUUUGUUCUAUGGACUGGGGACAUCGUAGCAACUCAAUACCCCAACAAUGAAGAUAACAGGUACCAGGCGAUCAGAAACAUAACGGAGCUUCUCCGUAUGACGUUCAGUUCGCACUUUGUAUUCCCCGUACUCGGGCAUACAGAUCCGGCGCCUUCCGAGACACUGACUAAUUUGUGGAGCCAUUGGUUACCUAUGGAAGCUUUACAGACUCUGAAAAACGGUGGUUAUUACACGAUAGAGCAAUCGCACAGUAAAUUAAGGAUCGUGGCGCUCAACACGAACUUGUUCAGCGUAAGUGAAGCCAAAAACGUGCACGCGAAACGUCAGUGGGAUUGGUUAGACACCGUGUUGGAGAAAGCCACAAGCAAUAACGAAAUGGUGUACAUAGUAGGUCACGCGGCUCCUGGUUCUGAUUCAGGAUAUAAUUCCUACACAGUCGACGCAAAUAACAAAUAUUUGGGACUCGUGCGUCGCCAUGCGAGGAUUAUCGCAGGACAGUUCUUUGGACAUCUACACGUUGAUACUUUCAGAGUUAUAUACGAUGAUGAUCAACCAGUCUCUUGGGCGUUCCUGGCGCCAUCUGUGAGCCCUUACCACAGUUCAACAGGGUCAUCCAAUCCGGGCCUAAGAUUAUACAAAUUUGAUUCGGACACUGGAAAGGUACUAGAUUAUACACAGUUUUACUUGGACCUGACUUUGGCUAACCGAGCGGCUGCGGGAGCGGGUGCGGGGACGGUAGCUGGCUCCGGGGCGGAAUGGACGGCGGAGUAUAACUUGACGCAAUAUUACGUGUUGCGAGAUGUUUCUGCUGAAUCACUACAUCAUUUAGCUGAUAAGCUUCAGGAUACAGCGAUGUUUAAUAAGUACUUACGAGCAUACAAUGUAAAGCUCGACACACCUGACAACUGCGACGGCGCGUGCGCACACCAACAUUUCUGCGCGAUCACGUGUCUCGAACAUCGCGCAUACACUCAAUGCGUAGAGGCAGCGGCGAGCGCGUUAGCUGCAUCUCGCUCCAUUCAAACUGCUCCGCUCGCUAAUAUAGUGCUAGCCAUUUUAUGUGCCGCUACGCUUUUUCUUGGU
Messenger RNA from Brenthis ino (lesser marbled fritillary), 1365 nucleotides. The record is from the annotation of a GenBank genome assembly. Lineage: Eukaryota; Metazoa; Arthropoda; Insecta; Lepidoptera; Nymphalidae.